Molecule: messenger RNA, 3092 nt
Organism: Cuscuta epithymum
Lineage: Eukaryota; Viridiplantae; Streptophyta; Magnoliopsida; Solanales; Convolvulaceae
Source: the annotation of a GenBank genome assembly
UCUCAUUCAUGCACUAUUUGGAAGAGUGAUUGGAGUGAAGAUAACUUUUCCUUUCAUUUGAGCCUUACGCACAAACCAAAGCCAAGAAAGAGCUCUCGGAAUAUCUCUCACCAACAACUAGCUUGGAAGAAGCAAAGAGCAAGGAAAUCCCAAGGGAAAAGUAGCUAGAAGGAAGGGGAAAAACAGCAAUGGCAUUGGGAAAAGAGGAGGACAUGAGAACUUAAAGAUGGCUUCUUACGAGGUCUGCAAAUCUGGGACAAGGAACGAAGGUCAAAUGCGUAUAUCAGCUCUACGACCAUAACGACAUCGUUUCUUGUUGUUCUGUGUACUUAACCGAACGACGUCGUUUGGCGGAUUGAAUUAAUUAUAAAAAAACAGUCUGCUCGAUCUUUGCGUCUCUGCCCCUCUAUAUCUCGCACAACAGGUAUCCAACGAAGAAGAUGAAGCUUAUGGGGUGGCACCAGCACCAGAUCACACUCCCUAAUUCCGCCCCUGAGUAGAGCCAUUCCUUGUGCACUCUGUUAAGAAUCUCCAAAGGCUUCUUUUAAGAUCUGAUCUAUGGAUUGACUGUCUAGGCACGCACGGUCUACAAAUAUUUUUGUUUCUAUAACUCCCUCAAGAGGUGAAAGCUAGCCAUGUCAAAGUAUGAAGAAGUCGUGGAUGAUUUUGAUGUGGACGAAGGGUUGGAAGAUUUGGGCCAACGCCCUAAAAGGAGACAAAAGACAAAGAAGAAAAUGCUACUAAAGAAAGCUGCAGAUGAUAAGGUGGUGGUAAAGGUGAAUAGCUUUGGUGUUCAUGCAGGUAAAGAAUGGACAGAACUGACCAAUUAUAUUGGUGCCUUAGUGCGGGAUCAUGUUUACAUAGUGCAUGAUGAAUGGAGACAUGUGAAAGUUAAACUUAAAGAUGAAAUGUGGAACCAUCUUAAGGAAUUGUUCGUGUUGAGUGACAAUUCAAAAAAGCAUGUGUUAGCUACUAUGAGUGUAGCUUUCAGAAAUUUCAAAUCUACACUGCGAACUGACUUUAUCUAUCAACAUGAGGAUGAGCCGGAGAAGUUAGAGUUACCUCCCGCGGAGUACAAACACAUUUCGAAGAAAGAAUGGAAAUUAUUUGUGAAGAAGACUUUCUCCGAAGAAUUUGUGGAGAAAAGCAAAAAAGCGAGAGAACGGCGAAAAAAGCACAAUUUGAACCACCGAUUGGGUUCUACUGGAUAUGGAGGCUUGCUUUUAAAGCAGCAAAAAGAACUUGGAGUCAAAAAUCUGGAAGACAUUGAUCGUUGUGAUACGUGGUUGCUUGGCAGAAAAAAAAAAGAUGGGACCUAUGAUGAUGAUGUCAAAGAAGUGGCAAAUGAAAUAGAGGACCUGAAGCACAAAGUACAGGAGGGGUCGUUUGUGCCUAGUGGGGAUGCUGAUGUUCUUUCCACUGCUCUUAAGAAAAAACCCAAUGGCAGUAGAGUUCAAGGGUUGGGACACUUCAUAACCCCAACACAAUACUUCCACAGGCCAAAAGAGACAAGAUCUGAGCGGGAAAAGGAGCAUGAGAUGUGUGAGCAAAGGUACAAGAUGAUGGUUCUUAAGUUUGAUGAAAUGAGGACACAAGUGUCACAUGCCAUAAGUGAAAUUGGCAGUUCAAGUAUUCCCAACAAAUCUCCUAUUGUAAAGGCUGCUGAAGAGGUAGAUCAACCAAAACUUACUCCAGUGAAGAGACGUCGUGGUACUGUCCCCAGGAGCUCCCCCCCACACAGCUCCAAGAAGAAGAAGCCCAAGCCAAAUGAGAGUGAAGAAGAAGGAGAUACAAAAGCAAAGCGAAAGGCAACUGAAGUGCUAGAAGAACAAAAGUUGACUCCCCAGAAAAAACAUCUCGCAGCAGUUUCAAGAAGGUCCCCGCGAUUCAUGCAUAUGAAUAAUCUUCCCGAGGAGAAUGUAGUUAGAGCAGCUAAUAACGCACCAUUAAGUGAAGCAUCACGAGAAGAGGUUGUGAGUGAACUAGGUGGUACUAAAACAAAGUUGAAGGUUGAACCUCCUCACCUCAAGGAAGAAGUCAUUCCAGAGAAGUUCAUUGAAGUUGAAGGUGGAGGUGUUGUAGUUGUUAAAGAACAUGCAAGGGCUAAGAUGAAGAAGUCAAGGCAACCACCGGCAAGGAAACUAAUAAUGCAAAGAACUACAAGGUUUGCUGCCGAAAAAAGAAAAGAGCAAAGCAAUAGCAUGAAGAUGUUUUCUAUGCUAGUUGACAAAUGCCUAGGAGAUGGGUACAUGGUCGAACAUGAUGCUGAAAUAUUCGGGUUUGCAACUAAAUCUAUUUUCAAUAAGGAUGUGUGCGGCCUUGUAAUCAACUUUGAGCAGGUGAACAAUUCUGUUGUAGAAAUCUGGUCUAGGCACUUGCAUGAGAAGAUGCUUCAAGAUGGAGGUAAUAUGCCAGUCCAAUUUGGCACGUCUGCUGCAGUACCAGUACCAUUGAAAUCCUCAGAUGAGUCCAUUACAAGGAGGUCUCGAUAUAUAGCAGAUCUUUUGGCUGUUGGUUUGCUUGGCCAAAUCACGCUAAUCCCUUAUAAUACAUGGGGAGUGAAAAUUCAUCAUGCCUCGGUUUCUAAGAAGAGGUUAUCUCUGAAUUGGGUAACAGUCAUGUGCCCUAAGCAAACUGGUUCUAUGGAAUGUGGAUACUUCUUGAUGAAGUACAUGAGUGACAUUGUUUGUGAUGUUAACGUCCUGAAAAAGAAUUUCUCAACAAUAAAGAACUACUCUGAACAAGACAUCUUGCAAGUGCGUGAGGAGUGGGCAGCAUAUGCAACAAAAUUGGUCCUAAAAUGCGGUUGAUUUUGAAUGGUGGUCUGGUGAAGAUCAAUUCUUGUACUUUUGAUGUGAAGGAAUAUGUGCAACUGUUUUGCCUGUUACAUUGAAAACUUCAUGUUGAAUUGUAGGUUCAUGUUUUGUGGAAUGUAAAACUAUUAUGCAAUGCCCCGGUUAAUUGUGGCGUCAUUUUUGCUUGAAACUGAAAACAUGCACCCAUUUUGUUGUGGAAGUUGUAACCUAACAUGAAGGAUUAACAAUGAUGACUGAACACUAUUAUUAGAUGAUAUGUAUUUAAAGUUGGUUGUG